Phasianus colchicus (ring-necked pheasant) is the source of this 2488-nucleotide messenger RNA. RefSeq names its product DExH-box helicase 58 (gene DHX58). The record is from RefSeq and is a predicted model, not a curated record. Gene Ontology annotation, molecular function: DNA binding; zinc ion binding; single-stranded RNA binding. Lineage: Eukaryota; Metazoa; Chordata; Aves; Galliformes; Phasianidae. Gene Ontology annotation, biological process: cytoplasmic pattern recognition receptor signaling pathway; negative regulation of RIG-I signaling pathway; antiviral innate immune response. Gene Ontology annotation, cellular component: cytoplasm.
CAGCGCAGCUCGGCACAGCGGGCGGCCCCGCUUUCCUUUCACGACCUCCCUUCCUCCCGCGCUCCGUUCCCCAGCCGGGACUCGGCGAUGGAGCUCCGCGAGUACCAACUGGAGGCGGUGGCCCCGGCCCUGCGCGGCCGUAACAGCAUCGUGUGGCUGCCCACGGGCGCCGGCAAGACCCGCGCGGCCGUGCACGUCUGCAGGCGGCACCUGGAGGAGCGGCAGGGCGGCCGGGUGGCCGUGCUGGUCAACAAGGUGCACCUGGUGCAGCAGCACUUGGAGAAGGAGUUCCACGUCCUGCGCGACGCCUUCAGAGUGGCAGCGGUCAGCGGGGACAGCAGCCAUAAAUACUUCUUCGGGCAGCUGGCGAAGGGCAGCGAUGUGGUCAUUUGCACAGCGCAGAUCCUGCAGAACGCGCUGCUGAGCGGGGAGGAGGAGGCGCACGUGGAGCUGACGGAUUUCUCCCUGCUGGUGAUAGAUGAGUGCCACCACACUCACAAGGAAGCUGUCUACAACAAAAUCAUGCUGAGUUACCUCCAGAAGAAGCUCAGCGGACAGCGGGACCUGCCGCAGAUCCUGGGCCUGACAGCAUCCCCUGGCACCGGGGGGGAAACUUCCUUCGAAGGGGCCGUGGAGCACAUCCUGCAGAUCUGUGCCAACUUGGACACCGAGGUGAUCACAUCAGUGCAAAUGCACGCACAGCACCUGCAGAGCCAUGUGCCCCAGCCCAGGAAGCAGUACGACCUGUGCCAGGAGAGAGCACUGGACCCCUUUGGCCAGCGGUUGAAGAAGAUCAUGGCACAGAUCCAGGAGCACAUGGAGAUGCCCAGACUGCUGCAGGACUUUGGCACGCAGGUGUACGAGCAGCACAUCGUGGAGCUGGAGAAGAGAGCGGCAGAGAGUUUUUGUCGCAAGACGCGGGUGUGCGCGCUGCACCUGCGCAGGUACAACGAUGCACUGCUGAUCAACGACACCGUGCGCAUGAUGGACGCCUUCCAGUGCCUGCAGCAGUUCUAUGCUGCUGAGAGGGACACAAAGGACCCCACCGAGCGCUUCCUGGCCACCACCUUUGAGGAGAACAGGGCCACGCUGCUGGCGCUGGCCGGAGACCAGCGUUACGAGAACCCCCGGCUGAGCAAACUGGAGGAGAUCCUGCAGGAGCACUUCUCGCCCCGGGGCUCAUCUCGUGGCAUUGUCUUCACCAAGACCCGGCAGAGCGCACACAGCCUGCUCAGCUGGCUGCAGGACACGGCCGGGCUGUGCGGGCGGUACAUCAGGGCGGCCGCGCUCACCGGUACCGGCUACAGCAACCAGGCCAAGGGCAUGACCCAGAAUGAGCAGCAGGACGUGAUCACACUGUUCCGCAGAGGAGAGCUCAACCUGCUCUUUUCCACCAGCGUAGCUGAGGAGGGCCUGGACAUCCCUGAGUGCAACAUUGUGGUGCGCUACGGGCUGAUGACCAACGAGAUUGCCAUGGUGCAGGCCCGGGGUCGUGCCCGUGCCCAGAACAGUGUGUACUCUGUCCUUGCCAAAGCCAGCAGCCGGGAGGUGUUCCGGGAGCAGCUCAAUGAGAACCUGGUGGAGCUCAUGGAGAGGGCCAUCAGCACAGUGCAAGCCAUGCCUGAGAGGGAGUACCGCUUGAAGAUCCAGGAGUUGCAGAGAAAUGCUGUUCUCAGCUGGCAAGUGAAGGAAGACAAGAGCAGCAAGAGGCGGCAGCUGCACGAUCCGGAUGACGUUUACUUCCACUGUGUCAACUGCAAUGUGGCCGUGUGCCGCGGCAGCGACAUCCGCACAGUGGAGGCCAUGCACCACGUGAACAUCAACCCCAACUUCAGGUUUUAUUAUACAGUCUCACCUGGGAAAAUACAGUUUGAGCGGACGUUCAGGGACUGGGAGCCCGGGUGCCGCAUUGUGUGCAGUGAGUGCAGGCAGGAGUGGGGAAUGGAGAUGAUCUACCAGAACGUGACCUUACCCAUCCUCAGCAUCAAAAACUUUGUGGUGGUGACCCCGGAUGAGACGAAGAAGUACAGUAAGUGGAGCAGAGUGACAUUCCCCAUCCAGGAGUUCAGCUACCUGGAGUACUGCUCCAGCACCCAGGACGAGUCCCUGUAGUGCCGACUCACUCAGGGCUGCUCCCAGGCCACACCUGGGGCAGGAGGAACCUUUCCAUCACCUCUGGGACAGGACAUCGCUUCAGGCCCCUGCAGGGGGCUGCACCUCUCUGCUCUCUGCAGCCGCGUCACAGCCCGUCUGUGUGCAAUCCUGCGGGAGUGACCGCAAAACUCUGCUAAAGGACUUGCGGUACCGGGACGGGGCAGCCCCGUGCCCCCGCUGCCGGGCAGCGGCUCCCGUCCCUGCGGUGCUGGAGCUGCUGCCGCGGCGCUGCAUCCGCGUAGCGAACCGACGGCCCGCGGUGCGAUCCGGCGUCCGUCUGCUUUAUCAAGUCGGGCAUCCCGCGUUGUCAACGCGCGUGGUGGGUACCUGGAAA